AUGGAGAUCGAAAAGCCUGCGUCGCCUAUUGAGCGAAUCGAAAAAUUCGAUAAGAUAAUAGAUGAUGAUGCUUCGUCAAUUCGAUCAGCUGCGCGUGGAGAUGACUUACCGAAGGGGUAUUUCUAUUCUGUUGGGUUUCUCGGAGCGGUAGCCGGCUUCAGUUUAUCGACUAUUUCGGCUUUCAUCUUUUUGCUCUUACCAACAAAUGUAUUGACAUACAUUAACGCAGAUAUCGGUCCUAGCUCCUACAUCUCGUGGGUCAACAUUGCUCGAACACUCGCUUUAUCUUUCACAUAUACGAUUCUUGGACGACUUUCAGAUCUCUUCGGGCGACGAUGGUUCUUCAUUGGUGGCAAUAUUGUUGCCCUCAUCGGUAUCAUUGUCUGCUCAGUUGCCCAGAACGUCGACACUUUGAUCGUUGGUAGCGCCGUCUAUGGGUUGGGUGAGACUGUCCAACUGAGUUUCAACGUGGCUAUCGGUGAAUUGGUGCCCAACAAGUACCGACCAAUUGUCAUAUCUUUGAUCUUUGCGUCGAACGCACCAAUUGCUGGUAUUGGUCCUAUGAUUGCUCGCGCGGUGUUGGAGAACCCUAACUUAGGAUGGAGAUGGUGCUACUACUUGAACAUCAUCGUGUGCUCGGUAGCUAUUGUGUUACUAUUCCUCUUUUACCACCCGCCAAAUUUCGAUCUCCUACACGAGCGAAAGACCAAGAUGCAAUUACUUAAGCAACUCGACUACGUUGGAAGUUUCCUAUGGACAGCUGGUCUGACUCUGCUUCUGAUGGGUGUGAGCUGGGGUGGAAGUAUUUACCCUUGGAACUCGGCCGCGACGAUUUCUUCGAUUGUUAUUGGAGUGGCGCUUCUGGUUGUCCUCUUCAUCUAUGAAGCAUAUGCAAAGCUCGAGUACCCGGCUAUCCCCGUCCAAUUCUUUGCCAACCGAGGCUUCAUCAGUCUUGUCGCUUGUGCUACGGUUGCAACUAUGUCGUACUACUCUGCAGUUCUGUUGUGGCCCCAGCAAGUUAAAGCUCUUUAUACCUCAGAUAUCACCUACGGUGGUUGGAUUUCGUGCACGGUAGCUAGCGCCACCGCUAUCGGUCAGGCAGUUGGUGGAUUUUUCGUGAACAUUGGCGGCAACGUUCGAUACUGGAUCAUUUUCUCGACUUUCUGCAUGGUCGCAUUUGUCGGUGCUUGCGCUUCGCUUACCCCCGAAACCCUGAACGCCGGAAUUGCGUUUACGAUGAUCGGUCCGUUUUUCGUCGGUGUUAUCGAAGUUUUCGCGCUGGCGUUGGCCCCUCUAUUCUGCAGACCUGUUGAUAUCGGUCUUGCGUCCGGUUUACUGGCGUCUAUCCGUGCGGCUGGUGGUUCUAUCGCAGUGGCUGUUUACAGCAGUAUCCUGACCAACCGCCUGGCUUCGACAGUGCCCGCUAAUGUUGGCCCUGCAGCGAUUGCUGCUGGCCUUCCUGCGGAGAAGGUCCCUUCGCUAGUCGCAGCUGUUCUAAGCAGUAAACUCGCUACAUUCCCGGGCAUUACCCCCGCUAUCACACAGGCUGUCGCUGGAGUCUUACCAACAGCUUAUUCGCAGGCCUUCAAGACGGUGUACCUGGCAAGUCUUGGAUUUGGAGGUAUUGCCAUUAUUGGUUGUCUCUUUUCCAAGGAUGCUAAGAAACAUCUCACCGACACCGUCCACCGUAAGAUGCAUGGAAAGGCGACUGGAAAUGGAAGUAGUUCGGAGUCUGUAUCGGCAUGAAGAAAGAGGAACGAUAUAUGUGGUUGCGAUUGAUGAAGAAAAGAUGAGAUGUCGAACCGAUUGAAUUGAUACGAUUUGAACGUGGCGACCCUACCUAAUGCUCUAGCGGUAUUUCUCCGAGAGAUGAUACCAAGUUGUACAUAUAAUAAGAUAUCCGAUUGAAAUAUAAACGCGAUGAUAUUGGCAUCGAGAGGAAAGUUGUUGUCAGCGUUAUUGAUGAAAAUGAGAAUGGACGGUUGUUGUAUGAAUGAUGAUUGAGAGCUAAGGG
Molecule: messenger RNA, 2014 nt
Organism: Hypoxylon trugodes
Lineage: Eukaryota; Fungi; Ascomycota; Sordariomycetes; Xylariales; Hypoxylaceae
Product: putative siderophore iron transporter
Exons: 7
Coding region: 1-1746 (581 amino acids)
Biological process (GO): transmembrane transport
Cellular component (GO): membrane
Molecular function (GO): transmembrane transporter activity
Source: RefSeq, a predicted model, not a curated record